GGUUACAUUGGAGGCACCGUUCUCUCACGUCUUAUCGAGCACAAAGCUUCAAAGAAUUUCGACAUCACUAUUCUUCUGCGUUCUACUAGGUCUCCUGCUGCAUACGAGGCCUUGGGAUUGAAAACUGUCUCAGGAACUGACUCUGAUUUCGCGCUGUUGAGGGCACAGGCGGCAGCGGCAGACGUUGUCAUCACCACUGCAGACUGUGACGACCUUCCUGCCGCACAGGCACUUCUGCAAGGCGCCAAAGAUCGUUACGAGAAGACGGGGAAGGCUCCCAUCCUCGUCCAUACUUCAGGCACUGGUGAACUCGUUGACAAUGCGCAAGGGUUGUAUAGCACCAAUACCAUCUACUCGGACCUCGAUGUUUCUCUGUAUGAAGCUCUCCCCCCAACCCAACCUCACCGGAAUGUCGAUCUCGCCGUUAUCGCUGCAGACAACGAAGGCUUGUGGACUUGUUUUCCGCGUUUCUAUCAUUGUAAUCAUCACACAGGUUACGUGAAAACAUAUAUCGUUCUUCCCCCAACUAUCUACGGAGUGCCCACUGGUAUCUUACACAAACACGGUCUUCAACGCUCAGUCGUUGCCCAAAUCCGUCAUCUCGUUGAGGCAAGCAUUGCUAGGAAGCAAGGUGGUGUUGUCGGUGAAGGCAAGAAUAUUUGGCCCAACGUUGACGUGAACGAAAUGGCCGACCUCUACUUGAUCAUCUUCGAUCUUGCUCUCUCACCCUCUUCUGCUCCUGCCGAAUUCCAGCAUGGUCGAUCUGGCAUCUACUUUACUGUUAGUGACGAGCACCAGUUGUAUGAUGUCUCCAAGGCUGUAGCUGCGGGUCUCGCUCGGCGAGGUAUUGGAUCUUCCGAGCCCACAUCUUUCAGCAAGGCUGAAGCGGAACCUUUACUAUUCUCACUGGGCACUAAUUCACGAGUCGACUUUGAGAAAAGCAGAGGCAAAGCCCUGGGGUGGAAACCGACCAAGGGGACAAAGGAUAUGUUGGCCUUCGUCGAGGUUGAAAUCGAUCGUCAACUAAAGAAAGAUUAGUAUUCUGGAAUGUGUAUUUGUAACCGACCCCCUGUGUACAGCAGGUCCCAUCUUCUGUUCAAAACACUGCAUCUUCUGCUCCUACUUGUAUUCUCAAACAUUUCUAAGCUACAUCUAUGCUUAGGCUUGUGUCGUGUUGUAGUUCCUACUGAUUUCUUGUUCCUUUUCAGCUCCUUUUUGUGUCUGAGGUUCUUUCGUAUCCAUCUCUCGCAGCUCGUCGGUCGUUUAGCUCUUGAAGGCCUUGAUGCUUCUUCCGUUUCUCCUUUCGCUUUCGAUUACAUCCCGGUUCGGUUUGGCAGUCACCUCCCUUUCUGGCAGGUCACUUAAUCCUAAAAGGUUUCUAUGUGCUUAGCAGUAAAGCAGUGGCGGAUGGGCAGUAAAUUGUGGAUCAGCUUCGUCAAUGCUGAACUUGUAGAAGAUCGAAGAUUAUAUCAUUCUGGGGCAG
Molecule: messenger RNA, 1483 nt
Organism: Guyanagaster necrorhizus
Lineage: Eukaryota; Fungi; Basidiomycota; Agaricomycetes; Agaricales; Physalacriaceae
Exons: 4
Cellular component (GO): cytoplasm
Molecular function (GO): aldehyde dehydrogenase (NAD+) activity
Source: RefSeq, a predicted model, not a curated record